ACAGUCUCCUCUGACCUCUCAGGCCACAGCCUCUCACUCAGGAGUGGUCACCUGACAAGAGGAGUAUUCAAAACUAGGAGAUAAGGUGUGGUCUGAGCUCCUUUAAGCUCAAGAGUUUGGGGGCUCCUGGUGAGUCCCCAGAGAAGGGCCCAGAAGAGGAAGAUGGAAGGGGGGUGGCCUCUUAUGAGGGGCUUCCUCCUCUGCCUCCCUGUCAGCCUUCUGCUUCAAGGAAGAGGGGACACUUUCACCAUCAACUGCUCAGGGUUUGACCAACAUGGGGUGGACCCUGCUGCCUUCCAGGCAGUGUUUGACAGAAAGGCCUUCCGUCCAGUCAUCAAUUACAGCAUCCCCACUAAGGUCAACAUCUCCUUCGCCCUGUCUGCCAUCCUAGGAGUGGAUGCACAGCUCCAGCUGCUGACAUCAUUCCUGUGGCUGGAUAUGAUAUGGGACAAUCCAUUCAUCAGCUGGAACCCAGAAGAAUGUGCCAACAUCAAUAAACUCACCUUAUUAGCUGAAAACCUGUGGCUCCCAGACAUCUUCAUCAUGGAAUCCAUGGAUGUGGAUCAGACACCUCCAGGUCUCACCGCUUAUGUCAGCAGCGGAGGUCAAAUACACUACAGCAAGCCAAUGCGGGUGACCAGCAUCUGUAACCUGGACAUCUUCUACUUCCCUUUUGACCAACAGAACUGUACCUUCACCUUCAGUUCUUUUCUCUACACCGUGGACAGAAUGCUACUGGGCAUGGACAAGGAAGUGUGGGAGAUAUCAAACACAUCUCGUAACGUCAUUCAGACCCAGGGAGAGUGGGAACUCCUGCGCAUCAACAAAGCCACCCCAAAGAUGUCGGUGGGCAGCAACGUAUAUGACCAGAUCAUCUUCUAUGUGGCCAUCAGGCGCAGGCCCAGCCUCUAUGUCAUAAACCUUUUGGUGCCCAGUGGCUUUCUGGUUGCCAUUGACGCCCUCAGCUUCUACCUGCCGGCAGAGAGUGAGAACCGUGCCCCAUUCAAGAUGACACUUCUGCUGGGCUACAACGUCUUCCUGCUCACGAUGAAUGACUUACUCCCCGCCAGUGGCACCCCCCUCAUCAGUGUCUACUUUGCCCUAUGUCUGUCCCUGAUGGUGGUCAGCCUGCUAGAGAUCAUUUUCAUCACCUACCUGCUGCACCUGGCCACCACCCAACACCCACCCAUACCUCAGUGGCUCCACUCCCUUCUGCAGCACUACACCAGCCCCAAGAAGUGCUGCCCCACUGCACCCCAGAAGGAAAAUAAGAGCCCGGGUCUCACCCCCAUCCAUCUGCCUGGCCUGAAGGAACCAGUGGAGUUGGUGAGGAAGAUGCCCAGUCCUAAAGAGGCAGAGUUAAAUGGGCGCCCUGAAUCAACAGGGGCCCAGCAGGAACCCAAGGCCCAGAAACAGCACCUGCUUGAUCUGUGGAUACAGUUCGGCCACAUGAUGGACUCCCUGCUCUUCCACCUCUACCUGCUCUUCCUGGCCUCCUCCAUCAUCACGGUUAUCAUCCUCUGGAAUACCUAG
Loxodonta africana (African savanna elephant) is the source of this 1533-nucleotide messenger RNA. RefSeq names its product 5-hydroxytryptamine receptor 3C. Gene Ontology annotation, cellular component: neuron projection; plasma membrane; synapse. The coding region runs from base 163 to 1533 and encodes 456 amino acids. The transcript has 9 exons. Lineage: Eukaryota; Metazoa; Chordata; Mammalia; Proboscidea; Elephantidae. Gene Ontology annotation, molecular function: serotonin-gated monoatomic cation channel activity; acetylcholine-gated monoatomic cation-selective channel activity. Gene Ontology annotation, biological process: nervous system process; monoatomic ion transmembrane transport; signal transduction. The record is from RefSeq and is a predicted model, not a curated record.